Messenger RNA from Rhizoctonia solani, 2838 nucleotides. Its product is annotated as phosphatidylinositol glycan, class N protein. Gene Ontology annotation, molecular function: mannose-ethanolamine phosphotransferase activity. The record is from RefSeq and is a predicted model, not a curated record. The transcript is spliced from 19 exons. NCBI's taxonomy places the organism in Eukaryota, Fungi, Basidiomycota, Agaricomycetes, Cantharellales, Ceratobasidiaceae. Bases 1 to 2838 code for a protein of 945 amino acids. Gene Ontology annotation, cellular component: endoplasmic reticulum membrane. Gene Ontology annotation, biological process: GPI anchor biosynthetic process.
AUGGACUCCGAGCGACUUGCUGUUCAAUGUCAACCCAUUCCCGAAUAUCCGGACUCUCCCUUGACUGUAGCGCCAUUCCUUCGUUCUGUUGCUUCAGAGCGCGGUGCUUUUGGAAUAAGUCACACCCGAGUUCCUACUGAAAGUAGACCUGGACGUGACGUGGCGCUAAUUGGAGGGAUGUACGAGGACGUUUCGGCGGUCACAAAAGGCUGGAAAACCAAUCCCGUUGAUUUCGACUCGGUCUUCAACAAAUCCGCUCAUACGUUUGCGUAUGGAUCGCCGGAUAUUGUCCCGAUGUUUGCUCGUGGUGUAACUCCCGAGGAUAAAGUUUCCAGCUGGUGUUACGACGAAGAGGAUGAAGACUUUACUAAAGAUGCCAAGGAGCUUGAUACUUGGGUACUAACCCGAUCGAGCUUGCGUCAGGAAGGAGUGGUCAUUUUCCUCCAUCUUUUGGGGUUGGAUACAACCGGACAUAGUUAUAGACCUUUUUCAAAGGAAUAUAUGCAGAACAUUAUCCACGUCGAUGCUAUUGUGCAGGAAGCGGAAAAGCUGAUCAACGACUUCUACGCACACGACGAUGAGCCUGAGAACGAGUCGCGCACAGCUUACGUUUUCACCGCCGACCACGGUAUGAGCGUAAUAGGAAACCACGGUGAUGGAGAUCCCGACAAUACCCGCACCCCUUUAAUCGUAUGGGGCUCUGGCGUUCGUGGACCCGUGUCGGACCCGAAACCGAACUCGACCCACGACUCGUAUUCUAAACCCGCAUGGGGCCAGCCUUUGACUGAUCUUGCGCGCGCCGAUGUUCAGCAAGCGGACGUGGCGGCGUUGAUGACGGCCUUGUUGGGCGUCGACUGGCCAAUGAACAGUGUUGGAGUAGUGCCCGGUCUUGUCCAGGGUCCUGGGUAUCUCAAAGAGUCUGAUAAGCGAGGUGAUGAGCAGAUGGCUCGCAUUGGAGUUGCGAAUGCACGAGCUAUACUGGAGCAAUAUCGCGUCAAACACACGAUCAAAUCCAAACAUCAUCUACGCUACAAGUCUUUCCCUCCGCUUGAACCUUACGCUGGAGGCGCGCUACCCCCAGGUGCACUGGAACUUCGUGAAAUCGAGAGAUUGUUGGCUGCGCAGGACUGGAAAGCUGUACGGCAAAGGGCCCAGCAUCUAAUUGACAUUACACUCGAGGGACUAGUAUACUUACAGCGCUAUGACAGAUACGUUCUUCGGUUUAUCGUCACUGCUGGUUAUAUUGGAUGGAUGCUCCUCUCUGCAUUACACGUUCUCCAUACACACGUCUUGCCUCCGAAUCCCGUACUGAAAUCCACCGAUGAUACCGGCAUCUCUGUGUUGGACCUCUUGGCAUCGAUGGUUUCCCUAUUUACGGUCGGAAUAUUCGCGUACCAACGGUCUCCUUGGACGUACUACCUCUACGCCGCAUUUCCGAUCUAUUUUUUCCGGAGCAUACUUCGGGAGGGGAACGCCAUGUACGAAACGCUCGCACAAGAAAUGGACUGGGGUACCUUCCCGACUCCCGAAGAAGUGUUGGCAUGGGGCAUCGGCUCGUUUGCAGUGCUCGAGUGUAUGACGCUCGCAUAUACCCAUCGAGAACUGUGGACCGUCUUGUUCGUGAUUAUUGGUGUCGUCUGGCCUGUUCUUUCGUGGCCCACAGGGUUUUACUCUCAGAAUAAACGUCUCGGUUUGGGAUGGACGAUCAGUUGUCUUGUAAGCGGGAUAUUCACGGUAUUGAGUGUUGAGAAGACCGAGAGUAUUUUCCUUAUUUCUCUGGGAGCGGGGGCGAUCCUUAUGUUAGGUUUAGCUGGGGACUUGGCGGUAAAGUCUGAACUAGGCAGAAGAUCCUUUUCUUUGUCGUCGAUUAUUCAUAGGCCAAGAGGAUCAGUCCAAGCGCAAAUGAUACUUGUUGUAGCUGCAUUAGUCACAACGAUCAGCUCGGUCCGGAGUUUACAAAACAAAGAAGGUCUACCCAUCUUGAAUCAAUCGGCUGGAUGGGUCAUCCUUGUUUUGAGUGUCGUCCUCCCUAUCUUUCUUCCGCCUAGCGUUUCAAGUCCCAGCUCCAAGCUUCAGCAGUACUUCCUUGCCUUUGGACCACUUUUUGUUUUGUUGUCGAUCAGCACCGAAGGUCUUUUUUAUGCCUCGUUCAGCUUGACGUUGUUCCUUUGGGUAGAAGUCGAAGCCAGGCUCCAUCAAACGGCAGAAAAGGCAGGGCCAAAGCGAAUUGCCCCCAAGCCCGUAACGAAAAACAUUGGAUGGAGGGCAGAGGCGUUGCGUCAGGCACUAGACGAGGACGAAUCGGAACGUCCAAAGGUCAUCAAAGCUCGUGCUCCCAGGCUCUCACGUGGACUUGCCGGAGCUGACGUUCGACGAGCGUUAUUCUUCCUUUUCUUUGUCCAAGUGGCGUUCUUUGGAGCUGCAAACGUGGCGUCGGUCUCGUCCUUUUACCUUGAACCUGUCUAUCGACUUAUACCAGUCUUCAAUCCGUUCUUCAUGGCUUCGCUGCUGAUCUUCAAGAUAGUCGCACCCUAUGUGAUACUAUCGACUAUGUUCGCGACUUUGAACAAGAGAGUUGCUCUUCCUUCGUUCGCGUUAUUCAAGGUUGCCUUGGGCUUAACUGAUGUCAUGUCUCUGACAUUUUUCUAUCUGGUACGCGACACAGGCUCGUGGUUGGAGAUUGGACAAAGUAUCUCUUUCUAUAUUAUUACUUCACUUCUACUCGCGUGGAGUGCAGGUAUAUGCGCAGCAGGUGACUGGUUAAUGAAGGGAUCAGUACUGGGAGAUGAAGUUUCCGGUAGUACGAAUAGAUUGGACACUUCGAGGAAGUUUGACUGA